Messenger RNA from Rhizophagus irregularis DAOM 181602=DAOM 197198, 1128 nucleotides. RefSeq lists its product as uncharacterized. Gene Ontology annotation, molecular function: biliverdin reductase [NAD(P)H] activity; riboflavin reductase (NADPH) activity. Lineage: Eukaryota; Fungi; Glomeromycota; Glomeromycetes; Glomerales; Glomeraceae. The record is from RefSeq and is a predicted model, not a curated record.
GAAAACUUUUACAUACAGCGAUUUACAGUAAAUCAAAUAAAUUUAUCAUCAUUCUUAAAAAUAAACUAUAAUAAAUAUGUCUAGAGAUUUCAAAACUUAUAGAAAAUCUUUAAGUGUCGAUAUAUUGUUCCCACCUCCUUUAGCGAUUACAAAAGAUAAGCAAUUGAGCGCUAAAAUUAAAUUACGACCUUAUAAUUUUAUUUUAAAAUCAAUAAGGGGGAAAAACCUUUUAGUGUUGGGAGCGACGGGGGAUCUAGGAUUUCAAGUUAUGUCUCAAGCGCUUGAAGCUUCAUAUCAUGUGACAAUUUUAAUUCGUAAUGAUAAAAAUCUUCCAUUUGAAAGUCAUCAUUUACGAAAUCCAAAUCUUGUAAUAAUUACUGGAUCAGUUUUAUCAAGAGAAGAUAUGAAUAAAGCAGUUGAAGGACAGGAUGCAAUAAUAAAUUGUCUUGGACCGCGUGCAUUAUGGACAAGUGAUAUUGAUAUAUGUUCAAGAUCACAAAGAAUUAUAAUAGAAUCAAUGAAAUUUUAUGGUGUAAAAAGGAUAAUUGUUGUAACAUCUCAAGGUAUUAGUGGGAAUGAUAAACAAGUUGGAAGAAUACAAAGUUUUUUCGGAUUUAAUUUUACGGGUAAAGUUAUAUCCGAUAAAGAACUACAAGAACGGUAUAUUAAAGAAAAUUCGGAUUUUCUUGAUUGGACUAUAAUAAGACCUGGUAAAUUAUAUAAUGGUGAAUUAACAGGUCAUUAUAAAUUAAAUGAAAAUUUUGCUUUGAUGAAAAUUUCUAGAGCUAAUGUUGCUCAUUUUAUACUUAAAGAAUUACAAACUGGUAUUUGGUUAAAAAGAACUCCAACUAUUAACGGUUAUUAGUUAAUAAUAACAGGUCAUGUGAUAUUAAAUGUAUUUUGUUAGGGCCGGAACAAUUAAAGGUUGUUUAAUAAAAUAUGACUAUUACACAUGUUAAAUAAUCCUUUUUAAUUGGGCAUUGGGAUAGUCUUAAUGAAACUUAUAUGUAUUUAUUGAUCUGACUAUAAGAAAUAAAAAAUGUUUAAAUUGAAGAUUAAGACUAUCAUUACUAUAAUCGCAUUGUUUUUUGUGAUUGUCACAUGAUUUUACAAUAAUGCAUGUUUUAG